This is a messenger RNA of Verticillium nonalfalfae, 1599 nucleotides long. RefSeq lists its product as uncharacterized. The transcript is spliced from 8 exons. Gene Ontology annotation, molecular function: chitin binding. The record is from RefSeq and is a predicted model, not a curated record. Bases 1 to 1599 code for a protein of 532 amino acids. NCBI's taxonomy places the organism in Eukaryota, Fungi, Ascomycota, Sordariomycetes, Glomerellales, Plectosphaerellaceae.
AUGAAACCUCUUCACUCAGGCGGCGCCGUCCUGCUGACGGCCAUUGCCUCUUACGCUGCUGUCUCGCACGCCGCGCCAUCUGAAUAUGGAGGCAAAUAUUUCUCGGGAGACCUCGUCGAGGCCUCGCCCUUCCAGCUGGUCGAGCGGGCCUUUGAACUCGGCAGCUGUCGUGCCUGGUCAAAAUCGAACGCCUGGGAUACCUGCCAGGACUACCUCAAGCGAUACAGCUUGACCAUGGCCCAGUUCUACAAGCUGAACCCGACUGUUCAGUCUGACUGCUACGCGUUCGUGCCUGGAGAGACCUACUGCCGCAGGACGAAUGCCGAGAUCCCCGUGUCCAAGGACGGUGGGUGCGGACUGCGCACAGGGAACAACGUCACCUGCAUCAACUCUGAAUUUGGAGACUGUUGUGGUGCUGAUAACCGUUGCGGCUCUACAGACGCUUCCUGUGCCAUCGGAAACUGUCAGGAAGGAAACUGCCCAGGUCUUGGUUACAGUUUCAACGGGUCUUGCGGUAAAGACUUUGGCUUUCUGGAGUGCGGCGGGAAAUGGGGCAAGUGCUGCUCCAACGCAGGAAAGUGCGGCAGCACUGCAGCCGAGUGUGGUGCCGGCAAAUGCCAGUCCGGCGCAUGCGAUGGUUCAGCAGUAACGACAUCAAAAGCACCAGUCACCACCGCCACUGCGACGUCUACAAAGCCCGCACCCACGCCAUUCACCCCCAGCCCUGACGGAACAUGCGGCUACGACAACAAGUACAAGUGCACCGACACAAAGUACAACUAUGGCAACUGCUGCGGCGCUGCGGGCUACUGUGGUCUCUCGGACUGGGAGUGCAGCAACCUCCAAGGCUGUCAGUCUGAGUACGGUUUUUGCGAUACAACGGUUCUCGUCAGCGGUGCCCCCAAGACUACGUCCACGUCUCCCGUCACCACGACGCAACCAACGACGACAAGCACUUCCAAGCCCGUAGCCGUCCAGAAGUCUGGCUCCUACGAGCUGGUAGGUUGCUGGAACAGGCCUCCUAACGCUCGUGCCCUCAGCAUUUCCUAUACGGAUGACUUGAUGACGGUCGAAAAGUGCCUCGCCAAGGCCGCGGGUUACGCAUACGCCGGUGUCGAAUUCGGCAAGGAGUGCUGGUACAGCAACACCAUCGACGGCGGUUACUCUGUCGACCUCUCCGCGUGCAACAUGCCCUGCCCCGGAGCCCCCGACAAGCAGCUCUGCGGUGCCGGUAACCGCAUGCUCAUGUACAAACUACCCGGAAACACGGUGCCUCAGCCCACCCAGCCGGCUCAGAUAGUCGUGGGCACCAGGGUCGCUUUCCGCUGGUACUAUGUCGAGUGCCGCACCGAUGGCAGCGCAAGCCGAUCAUUGACGGGCGCCCAAUACUCACAGGCCAACAUGACGUUGCACGAAUGUGCUAACCUCUGCCUUGGCUUUGACUACUUUGGAGCCGAGUUUGGGAAAGAAUGUUACUGCGGAGACACUUUCGCUGCUGGAUCCACCGUGUCAGCGAACGACUGCACCUUGACCUGCGUUGGGAAUCGGGAUCAGUACUGUGGUGCAGGCAACAGAAUGUCGGUAUACCAGAACAGAUAA